Lepisosteus oculatus (spotted gar) is the source of this 1717-nucleotide messenger RNA. It is a transcript of the gene rbm34, whose product is annotated as RNA binding motif protein 34. The record is from RefSeq and is a predicted model, not a curated record. NCBI's taxonomy places the organism in Eukaryota, Metazoa, Chordata, Actinopteri, Semionotiformes, Lepisosteidae. Gene Ontology annotation, molecular function: RNA binding.
UGCUUUCAGGGAAGAAAAACAAAACGGACAGAAGGAAAGCGUGUUUUGAAAAGAUUGCGAGUGGUGCUAUUUUACCAAAAUCUGGGAAUGUAUUAUUUUCCCAUUUACUGUACAUUUGUCAGAUAAUUUAUAAUUAACUUCAGGCGUUUCUUGGGACUCGUGUUCCUCAUUUCGUAGUGUCCGGAUUUACGUUAAGAUAUACGGUACCUAAAGAGAACCAUACUGUUACUUUGAGGAGGGUUAUUUUUCAAAGCAUGAAGAAGAAACGUGGAAGACGGAGUGAGGAGACAGAGGUGCCGGAGUCAUCUAAGCAGCUGGAUAAUUAUGUCGUGGGACAAGUGUCAGGAAGUUUAUUUCCCAGUAAGACCACAGCAGAGUCCAGUACUCUGGCUUCUCUGUUCAACACCAAGGCGGGUCCUGCGGGUCUUGUCUGCGUGCCUGCGCCUAAGCCCGACCUCAAGAGGACACAGCAGACGGCUCAAGGCAGCAAUGCAAAUACAGAACGAAAUGUUUCCCCUCCUGCAAGGAAGAAGCAGAGGCUGGAAAGGGUGAAAACGGCUGCAGAGAAAAAAACAGAAGACAGGGAAUGUGCUUUGAAAAACGCAGACGAAGAAGAAGGUCAAAAGAAAGCGCCUGCUCCCUCUAAACAAAAACUCAGAGCUUCCGCCGCAUCCAGGGGGACGGAGCAGGCAGAGGGGCGACUCUGGCAGAGUAAGGUGGUUAACAAGGCGGAGGAGAGGAUGAAGAACAAGAGGACGGUGUUUGUAGGAAACCUGCCUGUGACCGUCACCAAGAAGAUGAUGAAAGCUGUGUUUAAGGAGUAUGGGUCCAUUGAGUCGGUGCGGUUUCGUUCUGUGGCACGCGAAGAUAAGUCUCUUUCAAGGAAAGCAGCAGCCAUACAACGCAAGGUUCACCCCAAACGAAACAGUAUCAACGCCUAUGUUGUCUUCAAAGCUGAAGAGGGGGCAGUGAAUGCUUUACAGAGGAACGGCAUGGAGAUUGAGAAAGGAUACUAUAUCAGAGUGGACCGGGCAUCCAAGAGUGCCUCAUACGACAACAAAAGGUCUAUUUUUGUAGGUAAUCUACCAUAUGAUAUAAAUGAGCUGCCGUUCAGGGAGCUGUUUGAAGAGUGUGGCUCGAUCGAGGCUGUGCGCCUGGUGAGGGACAGAGAGACUGCCAUGGGCAAAGGCUUUGGCUAUGUGCUGUUUGAGAGUGCGGAUGCUGUGCAGCUCGCACUGAAGCUCGACAACUCGGAGCUGAUGGGCAGAAGGAUCAGAGUGAAGCGUUCGGUCAGGAAGCAGAAAGAGAAACCAGCCGCCCCCGCCAGGAGCCCCAGGGGAGGUGCCGGGACGGGCCCCCGCGGAGCUGUGGGAGCCCCGAGGAGAAAACCUGGAUUCGGGGGCAAACGGGCCCCAGCACCCUGGGGUGACAACUCCAUCCCUCUCAGGGGCAGACCAACCAAAGCCCUCCCGGGACCUUCCUUCACGGGAGAGAUGGCCAAACCAGGAAAUGAAAGGAAGAAAAACAAAGGACUUAAAAAGAAAUUCAAACCCAAGAAGGGACAGAAGUUUAUUGAUAUUUGAUGUGGUUUUCUAAGGUGUUCAUUACCGAUCAUCCUUUGCACCUGUAGAACUCUGUUCGUCUCACAACAUGCUUUUGUACUAGUGUUCAUAUUAAGACCUUGAACUGAAAAUAAAGCAGAUUUCUUUUUAAUCAA